AUGGAAAGGAACCUGCAUUCUGUUCUCGAGAGCGCCACCCAUGGCACGACUUACAAUGUCAAGAAACGCUACAAGCGCGUGAUGACGCCAGCUCGCAAAGCACAGAAUCGAGCUGCGCAAAAGGCAUACCGCCAAAGACAGAAAGAAGUCCAAGAGCAACAGCUAAACGAACGCAAGGCGAGGAAAGCCUCCAAAAAAACCCCAGAGCUCAGGCCGCACCCCGCGCCUACGGAGCUAGGCUCAAGGGGCACAGUCAUAAGCACAGCAGAGAAGCAGCCUGUACAGCCUUUUGCCUUGCCAGUGGAAUCACUCUCUGCAGAAUUUGGCUUCUUACAAGAUGAAUCCAUGCACAUGACGAGUCAACCGCACCUUAACACGAACCAAGCUAUCGGUGAUGACUUUCUUUCGAGAGUUCCAUCGAUUCCACUAGAUAUUAUCGACACCAUAUACAUGGGGAAGCCAGAUACUCUGAUGCUUUCCCUGGGGGUUUCGGCUGAGUUCGGUCACGACGACAUACAGAACACGGCAGAACUUACUUCGAUGGAGCUCAUUCAAAAUACGGGGAAAGACGACCUACAAUAUAUGGCUGCUCUGGCAUCUGAACAUGGAAUCGGACCUGCCGAUCUGGAGAAAUUGUUUCCCAGGCACAACAAACCCCUGGGCCAUGCAGACCCGUACGCGAACAACCUUGAGUUCCCACAGGUUUCUCUCUUGAGGAUCUGUCUCUCCAAUGCGCGAUGUCUAGGGAUCGACAUUGAUGCGCUAUUUGGCUGGAAUUGCAUGUCGCUCUGUUCUCCCUUUUAUCGGCCUACGACCACGACAGAAGCCGACCCCAAGGAACUUCUAGCCUCGGUAUCGAGCCCAUCAAUCCCCAAACAUUUACAGCCGACAUUGCCUCAAAUAUUGUUUCCCCAUCAUCCGAUCCUGGACUUGAUCCCCUUCCCGGGCCUUCGAGCAUGCGCCAUUACGUUAGCCGCAACUUCACCACCGUUUCUUAGCCCGCUUGAGCUCAAGAAGGAUAUUAUUUGUGGCGGCCUUGUCUGCUGGGGUACGAGAAAGAACCCUGGCGGCCAACCAUGGGACAUGCGUAGCUGGGAAGCAGCGCCGUGGUUUUUGACGAAAUGGCGGCUAUUAAUCGAUGGAAAAGACGGCGAAUUAUCGAGACAGAGCACGUGGUGGCGGGGAAUGAGGGGUGACUGUGACUCCUCUAAGGGCGUCACGACAUCCGGCAGCGGCAAGACGCAAGCAGUGCAGGUCGGCAACAGCCCGAUUGGCGGCCGCGCCCGAGGCACAGCGCGCGUUGGCCAGGCUGACGUACGCAGCAAGACUCGGUUUUUGUUUAAAACAACAAUAAAAGUCCCAGGUCCAGAGGCCCGUUUCGCGAUACGUCGUGAGUCCUGUUGCGCUUCCUCCACCAUGCCGCUCCUGGAAAUCCCCGAGCUGAACACCCGCACCGGCACGCUGCGUGCCUAUCACUUGGCCGCCAUUGUCUUCAUCUCCUCGUUCCUCGCCGGUUACGAUUCUGGCGUUGCCGGUGGUGUCCUCACCUACAAGUCAUUCCAAGCAGAUUUCAAGUUCAAAUCGUCCACCGAGUCGGAGGUCAGCUCGCUCACAAUCGGCCUGGAGCAGCUCGGCUCGUUUCUCUCUUGCUUCUUCGUCUAUCCGCUCACGAACAAGUACGGUCGCAAGUAUGUCAUCGCCGCUUCCGCCUUGGUCUUUGUUGUCGGCGCAGUGAUCCAGACUAUCAAAACUGGAUCGUUGGCCGGCUGGUAUGUCGGCCGCAUCGUGGCUGGCAUCGGUAUGGGUGGCCUCAGCAUUGUCGUGCCCAUGUACACCGCCGAGAUGACUCCCAAGGAAAUUCGUGGCCGCUGCGGAUCCUUCUACCAGUGGAUGUAUACCUGGGGAGUCUUCGCCGCCUACUGGAUUGACUAUGGCGUUGCAGCGAGCGGCAGCAUCGCAGGAACAUCGCGCGAGUGGCAAAUACCAGUCGGCUUGCAAAUCGUCUCGAGCGGCAUUCUCUUCCUCGGCAUGUUCUCACUACCAGAAUCCGUCAGAUGGCUGCUCAGCAAUCACCGCAGCGAUGAGGCCUGGAAAUCGCUGACCUGGAUCCGCGGCGACGAAGGCGAGAAGACUCUAGCCGAAUUCAAUGAAACCCAAUUUGGACUUAAGGCUGAAAAGUCCGCCACUGACAACUUCACCAUCCGCGAGCUCUGGCACCCUUCCAAUCGCUUGCGCUUUAUCAUCGGGCCCAGCAUGUUCAUCUUCCAAAACACCACUGGCAGUAGUGCUCUGGCUGUCUUUGCCCCGCAGUACUUCAAACUCAUUGUUGGCAACUCGGGAAACCGAGACCUGUUGCUGACGGGUCUCUUUGGUGCUGUCAAAGUGAUCGGCUGCACUUUUUUCAUCUGGGUCCUAGCUGAGCGAUUCUCACGUCGUGGCCUACUCAUGGGAGGGGCUUCGCUGAUGGCCUUGUGCAUGUUAAUCAUCACUUUAAUUGUCAAGUACAUUCCCACCCAGAGUACGGGGAGUGUGACGAAUGCCGGACGGGCUACCGUCGCCAUGAUUUACCUGGACAUUAUCAUUUACAACUGUUCUUGGGGUCCGGUACCAUGGGCUUACGUUCCCGAAAUUUUCCCAACCCGCAUUCGCGCCCUGGGUCUGGCAUUCAGCAUGCUCGCCCACUGGGCAUCAUCGUUCUGCUUCUCCUUUUCUAGUCCGUACAUGAUCUCCAACAUCGGUGAAUACACCUUCCUCAUCUUCAUGGGCUUCGAUCUCUUGGCCACCGUCUUCACCUACUUCUUUGCGCAGGAAACACGAGGCAAGAACUUGGAGGCUGCUGCCGGAACUGAGUGGGAGGUUGCGGAAAAGGACGUGGCCCCCGAGGGAACAGCGGAGCUGGGUGAAGCUGUUGUUGCCGGGACUGGUGAUACUAUCUUGGCAGAGGGAGAAGGAAGGGUAGUUACUGUUGUCGCCGCACAUGAUACCUUUGGCUCAGGCCUGAAAGGAAUUGGGUUGAAACAUCGCUCUUGA
Molecule: messenger RNA, 3030 nt
Organism: Talaromyces rugulosus
Lineage: Eukaryota; Fungi; Ascomycota; Eurotiomycetes; Eurotiales; Trichocomaceae
Exons: 7
Coding region: 1-3030 (1009 amino acids)
Biological process (GO): transmembrane transport; carbohydrate transport
Cellular component (GO): membrane
Molecular function (GO): carbohydrate:proton symporter activity
Source: RefSeq, a predicted model, not a curated record